GGAAAGAGUGGUGGCAGGUGAAGUCGGAGACGACAGAGGAACUGGUUUCCUCCGCCCCGCAAGGCACACAGCCUGCCGACACCCCAUCAAUACAUGUGGAAGGGGAAAGAGACAGAAUGGAGGAAUGAAUACAACUUGAUCCAGGUAGCGUAUCGGGAGCGGCCGCUUUACCUGUGAACCUCUCUGCCUGACAAGCGGCCAAUAUACGGUAUCAACCACCAAGAUGGCGGCGCCCUUUAGGAAUCCGCAAAUAGGUCGCCGCCAUGUGUCGCCAAGGAACGUACGAAUUCGACCCUCGUACGGAAUCAGAUUCCAAGAUGACGGCAUCUAUGAGGAAGUCACGCAGUAGGUGCAGCCAUGUUGCCUGUACGUCCAGGCCGUACUAGCAGCCGCCGUACGGACUCUACUGACAAGGUGGCGACGCCCUCGGGAAAGCCACAAUGUGAGCGCUGCCAUGUUCCCGGCGAACGUGUGGAUUCGGCCACCAUACGGAUACGAUAAUCAAGAUGGCGGCGCCUGAGGGUUCUUCGGGGGCUCUAGGCGAGCGAACUACUGGUUUGCGGCGGAGACGACGCACGGGGCCUGCGCAGUAGGAGUACGCUGCCUGGGAGGCGUGACCAGAAGCGGAAGUAGUUGUGGGCGCCUUUGCAACCGCCUGGGACGCCGCCGAGUGGUCUGUGCAGGUUCGCGGGUUGCUGGCGGGGGUCGCGAGGGAGUGCGCCGGGAGCGGAGAUAUGGAGGGAGAUGGUUCAGACCCAGAGCCUCCAGAUGCUGGGGAGGACAGCAAGUCGGAGAAUGGAGAGAAUGCGCCCAUCUACUGCAUCUGUCGCAAACCGGACAUCAACUGCUUCAUGAUCGGGUGUGACAACUGCAAUGAGUGGUUCCAUGGGGACUGCAUCCGGAUCACUGAGAAGAUGGCCAAGGCCAUCCGGGAGUGGUACUGCCGGGAGUGCAGAGAGAAAGACCCCAAACUAGAGAUUCGCUAUCGGCACAAGAAGUCACGGGAACGGGAUGGCAAUGAGCGGGACGGCAGUGAGCCCCGGGAUGAGGGUGGAGGGCGCAAGAGGCCUGUCCCCGAUCCAGACCUGCAGCGCCGGGCAGGGUCAGGGACAGGGGUUGGGGCCAUGCUUGCUCGGGGCUCUGCUUCGCCCCACAAAUCCUCGCCGCAGCCCUUGGUGGCCACACCCAGCCAGCAUCACCAGCAGCAGCAGCAGAUCAAACGGUCAGCCCGCAUGUGUGGUGAGUGUGAGGCAUGUCGGCGCACUGAGGACUGUGGUCACUGUGACUUCUGUCGGGACAUGAAGAAGUUUGGGGGCCCCAACAAGAUCCGGCAGAAGUGCCGGCUGCGCCAGUGCCAGCUGCGGGCCCGGGAAUCGUACAAGUACUUCCCUUCCUCGCUCUCACCAGUGACGCCCUCAGAGUCCCUGCCAAGGCCCCGCCGGCCACUGCCCACCCAACAGCAGCCACAGCCAUCACAGAAGUUAGGGCGCAUCCGUGAAGAUGAGGGAGCAGUGGCAUCAUCAGCAGUCAAGGAGCCUCCUGAGGCUACAGCCACGCCUGAGCCACUCUCAGAUGAGGACCUACCUCUGGAUCCUGACCUGUAUCAGGACUUCUGUGCAGGGGCCUUUGAUGACCACGGCCUGCCCUGGAUGAGCGACACAGAAGAGUCCCCAUUCCUGGACCCUGCGCUGCGGAAGAGGGCAGUGAAAGUGAAGCAUGUGAAGCGUCGGGAGAAGAAGUCUGAGAAGAAGGUGAUGGAGAGGAAGGAGGAGCGAUACAAGCGGCAUCGGCAGAAGCAGAAGCACAAGGAUAAAUGGAAACACCCAGAGAGGGCUGAUGCCAAGGACCCUGCGUCGCUGCCCCAGUGCCUGGGGCCCGGCUGUGUGCGCCCCGCCCAGCCCAGCUCCAAGUAUUGCUCAGAUGACUGUGGCAUGAAGCUGGCAGCCAACCGCAUCUAUGAGAUCCUCCCCCAGCGCAUCCAGCAGUGGCAGCAGAGCCCUUGCAUUGCUGAAGAGCACGGCAAGAAGCUGCUGGAACGCAUUCGCCGAGAGCAGCAGAGUGCCCGCACUCGCCUUCAGGAAAUGGAACGCCGAUUCCAUGAGCUUGAGGCCAUCAUUCUGCGUGCCAAGCAGCAGGCUGUGCGCGAGGAUGAGGAGAGCAACGAGGGUGACAGUGAUGACACAGACCUGCAGAUCUUCUGUGUUUCCUGUGGGCACCCCAUCAACCCACGUGUUGCCUUGCGCCACAUGGAGCGCUGCUAUGCCAAGUAUGAGAGCCAGACAUCCUUUGGGUCCAUGUACCCCACACGCAUUGAAGGGGCCACACGACUCUUCUGUGAUGUGUAUAAUCCUCAGAGCAAAACAUACUGUAAGCGGCUCCAGGUGCUGUGCCCCGAGCACUCACGGGACCCCAAAGUGCCAGCUGACGAGGUAUGCGGGUGCCCCCUUGUACGUGAUGUCUUUGAGCUCACGGGUGACUUCUGCCGCCUGCCCAAACGCCAGUGCAAUCGCCAUUACUGCUGGGAGAAGCUGCGGCGUGCGGAAGUGGACUUGGAGCGCGUGCGUGUGUGGUACAAGCUGGACGAGCUGUUUGAGCAGGAGCGCAAUGUGCGCACAGCCAUGACAAACCGCGCGGGAUUGCUGGCCUUGAUGCUGCACCAGACAAUCCAGCACGAUCCCCUCACUACCGACCUGCGCUCCAGUGCCGACCGCUGAGCCUUCUGGCCCGGACCCCUCACACCCUGCAUUCCAGAUGGGGGAGCUGCCCGGUGCCCAUGUGUCCGUUCCUCCACUCAUCUGUUUCUCUGGUUCUCCCUGUGCCCAUCCACCGGUUGACCGCCCGUCUGCCUUUAUCAGAGGGUCUGUCCCCGUCGACAUGUUCAGUGCCUGGUGGGGCUCCGGAGUCCACUCAUCCUUGCCUCCUCUCCCUGGGUUUUGUUAAUAAAAUUUUGAAGAAACCAAG
This is a messenger RNA of Mandrillus leucophaeus (drill), 2961 nucleotides long. RefSeq names its product CXXC finger protein 1 (gene CXXC1). Gene Ontology annotation, biological process: positive regulation of DNA-templated transcription. Lineage: Eukaryota; Metazoa; Chordata; Mammalia; Primates; Cercopithecidae. The record is from RefSeq and is a predicted model, not a curated record. Bases 735 to 2714 code for a protein of 659 amino acids. The transcript has 15 exons. Gene Ontology annotation, molecular function: zinc ion binding; DNA binding. Gene Ontology annotation, cellular component: Set1C/COMPASS complex.